Messenger RNA from Schistosoma rodhaini, 4730 nucleotides. NCBI's taxonomy places the organism in Eukaryota, Metazoa, Platyhelminthes, Trematoda, Strigeidida, Schistosomatidae. The record is from the annotation of a GenBank genome assembly.
UAUGAAUUAAACCAUCCUAAUACGGUUUAAAAAUUAAGAAUCUUUCAGCAGUUUUAUUGUUUUAAUUUAUCUCCUAGUGAGUAAAAAUAUUUUGAUCUGAACUUAUCUCCAGAAUACACACAACUAAAAAUAACCAUGUACUAACUGGAGACUAUCUUCGAGCUGGAUUGUCGGUCUUCUGGUGAAAAGUCCUAACUAAUGAAGUUCAACUAUGAAAAGAAUAAUAACAGUCGCUUUGUUUUAACAAAUGAUUAGAGAUGAAAAUAUUGACUAUUAUGUAUCAACUCAAUGUAUUAUUUCUAUCUUGCUUACUGUGAGACUUGUACUACUCCAACGAAGCCUGAGAUAAACCAAAAAUUCAAAUUUUUUAAAAAAACAAAAACAAAAUAAGAGAUAUCAGUUUAACGAUUUUUUUUUCUCAGAAUGAAAAAAAAAUGAUUCAAUUGUUACCAACACAUAACUUAUCAAAAGAAUUAUUUACCGAUAUUGAUCCAUAUCAAGAUAAUAACUUUUCAUCGAUUUUAUUUAUACGACCUAAUGGGAAUAAACAUUAUUUACCAGUGAAAUAUCCUAAUACAAUAUUGAAAUGGUAUGAAAAUAUAUUAAUACAUUUAGAAAAGAAUAAAUUACUACAAUGGACAUUAAUAACUAUAUCAGAUUAUGAAGAAUGUAUAGGUUUGAAAUUAAUACAAUGGAAUAAUGAAUUAAUGACAUUACUUAAACAUAUAGCACCAAUGUUACAACAGAUUGAUUUAUCUUAUUUAAGAUUAAAUGAGAUCCCAAUCGAUUUGUUGCUACGAUUUUCUACACGUUUAUUUUCAUUAAAUCUUAGUUAUAAUCAAAUUGAAAUGAAUAUUUUUCAUGAAUUGAAGUCGGUAUAUUUAUGGUAUAAAAAACAGAAACAUACAGAAAAUACAAUCAAACAAGAUGUUUGUUGUUGGAUUCAAACUAUCAACGAAAUAUACUUAGAUCAUAAUAAACUUGAAGAUCAAUUUCCUUAUGAACUAUCUAAUUAUUUGGUUGGAUUAAGAAGAUUAUAUAUACAUAAUAAUGGAAUAACUAGUUUAAAAGGUUUAAAUGGUCUUACACAAUUACAAGUGUUAAGAGCUGAUUUUAAUAAAAUCACUAGUUUACAUGAUCAUUUUUUUACAUUAAAAAAAAUUGAAUAUUUAUAUCUUUCACAUAAUUGUAUUACACAACCAAUAUCGGGGAUACGUUUAAAGUAUUUAAAUCAUUUGAAAGUUAUUGAUUUAUCAUAUAAUGGUUUAUUUUUUUUACCUACUGUUAUAUUCAGUUUACCAUGUUUACAAAUAUUAAAACUUGAUCAUAACAACAUAAGUAAUUUGCCUACAUUAAGAUCUAAUUCUAGAAUUUCUAAAGAACCAAUACAAUUGAUUGAUCUUUCAUAUAAUCAAAUUAAUGCAAUAUCUGAUGGUUUACUUAGAAUAACUAAACAAUUAGAUUUAAGUAAAAAUAAAUUACGAACAUUUCCUGCUAGUUUACUUAAAAUAAUUGCAAAUAUAGCUCAAUUGAAAAAAAUAAAACCAUCAGAAAUUAUUAAAGUUGAUUUAAAUGAUAAUCCAAUUAUAUGGCCACCAUAUAAUAUUAUUGAAUGUGGAAUAGAUUCUAUGAUUCAUUACUUUCAAGAAUCAAGAACUGAAUUGCAAUCAUAUUAUGGUAUUAAAAUUACAUUAUUAGGUGAUAUAAAUUGUGGAAAAUCUAGUUUAGCUAUGAGUAUAGUAGAUAAACAAAAUCGUAUGACAGAAAAUUUAGAAGAAACAACAUAUGGUAUAGAAUCUUAUACUAUACAAUAUGAUGCCAUUGAAUUAAUUCCUAAAUUAUAUACCGAUUCCGAAGAAAAUAAUAAUAAUAAUAAUAAUGAAACAAUAUUAAAAAAACAAACUACACGUCCAACUACUAUAACAUUAUGGGAUUGUUCUGGUCAUAUAAAUUAUAUACCAUUAAUUUCAUUUUUUACAUCAUUAUCAACCAUUUUUAUUAUUGUAGUGGAUAUAACAAAAUUAGAUCCAACUAUAUCAAUCGAUAAUAAUAAUAAUAAUAGUAAUAAUAAUAAUAAUAAUAUAAAAAAUUCAAAAAAUUAUUUCUAUCAAACUAUUGGUAUCUGGUUAGAUUUAAUAUUAUAUCGUUUAAAUUAUUUAAAAAUUAUUGUCAUAGUAACAAAAUGUGAUUUAAUUCAAUCAAAAAUUGAAUUAAAUGAAAGAAUUAAUCAAUUAUAUAAACAAAUUAUUAAUUAUAUAAAAAUUAAAAAAUUUUGGUUUAAAAAUCAAAUUGAACAUAUUGAAUCAUCAAUUAAUAUAACACAAUCAAUAACAUAUUAUUAUGAACAAUUAAAUAAUAUAUAUAAUACAUUAUAUACAUUUAUAUAUCCUAAUAUUAAUCAAAUUUCAUUAUAUAAUAAUAAUAAUAAUGAAAAUAUAAUUAAUUUUAAUCAAUUAUAUUAUAGUAUAUUUGAUUUAGCUAUAAAAACACCAACUUAUAUACCAUUUUGUUUAAAACCAUUACCCAAUAUAUGGUUAGAUAUUGAAUUAUAUUUAAAUGAUAUAAAAUAUAGCUAUAAUACACAUUUUAAUAAUAAUAAUGAAAUGAAUAUAAAUACAACGAUACUACUUAAAUCUUCUUUUUGUCAUAUCAUACAAAAUAAAUUUAAUUUAAAUUUACAUAAUUUAAAACAACUUUUAACCUAUUUAAAUAAUACAGGGAAAAUAUUAAUUUUAGAUUCAUAUAUCCCAUUAAAUAAUAAUAAUCAUAAUAAUAAUAAUGAAGAUAAUUCAUUGAAUGAUCCAAUUACAUUAUCAUCAUCAUUUUUGAUUAGACCUAAUCCAAAAUUCUAUAUUAUAAUUGAUCCAAAUUUAUUUAUUGAAUCAUUUAAAUAUUUAUUAAAUCCUAAUUUAUAUUAUAUAAUUGAUUAUAUCAAAAAUAAAAAAAUUAAUUUUUCUGAAAAAUUUUAUUUAUCAAAAAUAUUUUUAAAAAAUUUUAUAAAAAAUUUUAAAAAAAUAAAAAAAUCUGAUUCAAUUAAUAGUUUAAUAAAUUAUUGUAAUGAAUUAAAAUAUGGUACAGGUAUAUUAAGUGCAUAUUUAUGGAUAACAUUAGUAGAAUAUAAUAAUUUAUAUAUAAUUAAAAAUAAUAUUGAAAUAGGUAAAUCAUAUGUGGAAAUAUUAUGGAGAUGGUUAGAACUUGCAUAUCCAGUACCUGAACCAGAUUUAUUUAAAAAUUUUGAUACACAAAUUAAUGUAUCAUUAGAUGAAUUAAAUUCUUCAACAUGGAAAUUCAAGUAUUUUCCAUCUCCCAGAGAAAUAGCUUUAUCGUGUGGAAUUAUAUCUAGUACGGAGAGUCUAUCUCAGUCACCAGAUAACCAAUCGGAUACAGAGGAUAGUGCAAACUCAGAUACGCUCCAGUCUCCAACUAAUGACCAGAUCCAGUCUUUACUGUGUCCAGAACGAUUACCUGCUUUGUGCUUUCCCUGCCUUAUCCCUACAUCGUUUUGCAGCCCAACAGAUGAAAUGAGUAAUGACCUUUGGAAAACAGCUUGUGAAACCGGACCAAGACCAAUCAUAUUUGUGUAUCGAUUUUCUUAUGGUUUACCUCAAGAACUAUUUGAUAAGGCUACAGUACGGUUGAAUUGGCCCGAACUAUUCAAAUUUCGAUAUACAGCGCAUUGGAAGACAGGAGUGCAAAUGUUUAACAGUGUAAAUCGGAUAGUACUCAGAUUUCUACUCAUAAAGUCAGACAAUGAAGACAGUUUAAUCAAGUUUGAAUUUCGUGCUCUACCAGUAACAACCACAAAUUCAGAUGACAAUGAAAUAAGAAUUGAAAAUAACGAUACAGCAGCUAAUAUAGAUGAGGAAAACAAUGAAAGGAGCACUUUAGAUGAAAAUACAACGUUUAAUGCUGGUAAAUCACUGAAAGCGAGCAAUGAUAAGCAUCAGAAACAUAAACAGAAGCCUAAAUGGCAUAAAUGGCCUGUCUCAGAGGAAAAUCUUUGGAAUCUUAUGCUGCCUAUAUUGAAGGAAUUCGAUUCCAUAUUAUUAGCUUACAAAGGUCUAUGCUGCAAGCGUGUUAUGGAGUGUCCGAAAUGUAAUGAGUUAACUUUGGCAGGUGAAUGGCUGACUCCAAGUGAAGUUCAAACAGUAAAAUAUCGUAAAUGUCCAGCGUGUGCUCACAGGAUACCCAGUUGUCUUAUUGCACCACCAGAAACUGGAUUUCAAUAUAAACGUAAAAUAAAAUCAGAAAAGAAAUCUAGAAAAUGUAACAAAUCACGUAAAUAACAUGGACAACCGUUUACUGUUUAUCUUUACUUUGAGUAUCAUAGGAAAAUCUGACAAUAUAAUGACAAUAUUUUUUUUGUUGCUUUGUACAGUAAAAAUUAUCGUGAAUAUCAUUUACUUAAAUAAAAUUAAGUAGUAUUGUUGUUUAUGCGGUUGUGCGGUUGUGGCAAUUAUAAAAAUUUUAAGCAUAAUGUCUUUUGUACAAAUUUUUGCCAAGUUUUAAAAAAAAAAUUAGUAUCAAACGAAUUGAAAGUUAGAAGAAAUUCAACAUUUCACCAGUGAAAGAAAUUUGACCAGGUGAAACUAAGUGCUCCUUGUAUUUUACUGAUAAUCUGGUACAGUGCUUUUAAAUAAAUCAUUCGAAUCAGAAUUUUCGCUUCUUAUGAAACUGUUCACACUUAUCCAACAAAAUAUAGUACAUAUGGAUAGUGGCUAGAAGUGGAA